GAUGACGUAGUUAGCACCCAAUUAUCAGGAAGUAGACUUUUUGGCUGUCAGUAUUUUUAUCGAUUGAACAACAUUUCAGGAUGAAAGUCUACGACCUUGUAGCAGCAUUGCUUAGUGUUGCGGAGAAAGGUGCAAACAUAGCACGAAUUAUUCGUUCAGAAUCUUCAUUACUGGAGCUGCUUGUACAGGAGAAGAAGGGAAAACAGAAGAACGAGAGGUUUCUUCAAGACUUUAAAACGCUGGCUGAUGUUCUUGUACAGGAAUUGGUCAAAUUUGAUCUCAAAACUAAGUUUCCAGGAAUGGCGGACAGCAUUCAUGGAGAGGAAAGCACAAAGUUUACCAACACACUAGGGGACACCGUAAGGGUAGAGAUUCAAGACACACCAGAGGAGACCCAGAAUUUGCUCAGGCAAGUCUUAGAUGAAAAUGACACAGCGGCCAGGAUUUUGUCCAAGGCUAUUCAUAUACAGACUGCUGUCAAGGACGCUGGGUUGUUUGCUGAUCAACUUGACCAUGACCUCAUAGUUGAUGACCUUGGAGUCUGGAUUGACCCAAUUGAUUCUACAGGGCAGUACAUACAGGGUGACAUUGGCCAAGAAGAAGCUGGGCUCGUAACGGAGGGCCUACAGUGUGUUUCUGUUCUUAUCGGCGUCUACAGCAAAUCCACAGGACUCCCAAUCAUUGGCGUCAUUAACCAGCCUUUUGCCUGUCUAAACGAUGAUGGAGUGUGGACAGGCUCAGCAGUAUGGGGUGUCAGUAUUGCAGAUCUCAAUUUAAACUCACUUGCCUUAGAUUCCUCAAGCAACUCCCAUUUGUCGUCAACGAGCUUCCCACCACAGCCAGAUUCAGACAAAUCAACAAAACAAACCAUCCUUAUCAGCUCCAUUGAAUCGCAGAACAUUCGAGACAUUCUUGCCAAGAAUUAUAAUUUAAGACACAUAUCUGGCGCAGGAAACAAGUUGCUUGGUUUAAGUUUAGGCAAGGCAGCAGGAUACGUGUUAACACAAAACACCAUUUUCAAAUGGGACUGCUGUGGUCCACAUGCGAUCUUAAGGUCACUGGGAGGUGGAAUUGUUGCAUUUUCUGACUUUGAAAGGUUAAGUUUGUCUGAAGAGAAUGAUGUUUGCUUGUUGCCUCAGAUUAUGUAUAAUAGGCAGGAUGUUGAAGGUGCAGUAGGCGCACAGAAAUGGUGCAACCACGGAGGGAUUGUGGCUUACACAUCACCCACAUUUCUGAAAGAACUUGUUUCAUUAUUUAGACCUAAAACAUAGAUUGCUUGUCAAAGAGCAAGUAGGAAUUAGAGUUAUCCCUGUCUGUUUUGUUUACAUUCAAUGUAGCAAAGACAUAAAAGGACACAACAGGAAUUAUGUGGAUUGUUUUAGACCAAAUAGGAUAUAUCUAUUGUUGAUUUGUUUGUUUGUUUUAAAUCAAUUAGGACUUUAAUUGUUUUAGAUAUCAUGUUGUGUUGACAUAUGCUGGCCCUAGAUUGUUUAAUGGUCAUAGGUCUUUGCUUGUGAUAAAGUGAUACUCAUAUUUAAAGUCAAUACAUUCACAUGUAUAACAAACAUAAGUUUUGAGUGAUAAACCUUUAACUGCUUACUAAAGUGUCUUUAAAGAGACAGGAGGAAAUGCACUGUUUCUUUGGGAGCAAUUGGACACACACGGUUUUAUUUAUUACAUUAAGGUUGCCUUGUUAAUAAACAAGUGGAACAUCAGUGCUCCAGUAUGAUUUUAAGAAGGGCAGGGUGCUAGGUCAGAAAGGGCACUUUUUAUGCAUAUCGAAUGAGCCUUAACGGCCCCUUGCAAGGGCUAAAUCAGCUAAUGUUCAAUUCUUAUUGUGUAUGUGUUGUAACUUCUUUCAAUACUAAUAGUUUGCUAGGAAUACCUUAGUGUUCAUCAUUACUUCAGUGUUAGAAUAAUGUUGAUUUAUUAUUUUUAUACUUGUUUCUGAAAAUUGACUCAUAGUUUGUUCUGUUUUCUGUUGUUUCUUAAAAAAAAUGUUGAAAGAUGUGAACAAAAAAUCAGGGCCAGUAUUCAUUAAACCUUUUAACUCAUUUCAUAACUUUCUCCAUCUUUUUAAGUUAAGUUAUAUAUAUUUGUUUGACCCAGAAAUGAAUAUCCAGUUAUAAGUUAGUAUAUCUUAUAUGCUCUGGUCAAGUUUUACAUACAACAGGCAAAAGAUGAUGAGUGGUCGGUCAGAUUGAAAUGAAAAAAAGCUACUAAAGAAAACAAAAACUUAUAGUCUUAUUAUCAAUAUCUUGCCUGUUGGUGAUUAUAUUUAUUAGUGUCAACAGGCAAUUUGUUAAGUGUAUUUUGAAUUGCUUGUAAUUUGCAUGUACAUACAUUUAUACAGAGAAUGUUUAUUGAGGUGAACAUAUAACACCAGGCUCAGUUUCUCAAACAAUCUUUAUUCUUUACAGACAAUUUGGUAUUAAGUAAAAACAUAAUCCUUUCAGUGUGUUUACUGAGGCUAAAUAGCAUCUAGAUUGGGAUUAAUCAUGAUCAAUUAAUUUCUUUAAUGUUAAGUCGUUUAAGUAUUUUUUGCUAAUAGAAUUAAGAUUCUAAAGCUUUUUAAAAGAUUUACAAUAUAUUUAUGUGUUCAGUGCAUGUUUUUUUUAUAAUUUAUUUAUAUUUAUUUUAUUAACUUUUCAUGUUAUUUUAUUAUAGUAUAAUGUACAUUCAGUUUUAAAUAAUUCAUCACUUAAAAACUAUGAAAACUAAAGGAUCAUUGUUAACAAUUGUAAAUUCAAUGUUGAUUGUGUCAUUUAUUGUAAAAUUGUUCUUCUUAUUCAAAUGCAUUUGUUGUAGUUGUUGUUAUUAAAGAAUGUAUAAGUCCUCCUUUCGGCUCGAGAAUUCCCCUUUAAUACUGCAUGGGGGUUACAAAUGGUCUAGCCAUAAUGCACCAAACAAGGGCAGGCAGACCUUGAAGAACUUCAAGCAUCACCAGCAGAAUAAGUAGACUUAUCUGGCUGGUGAGACGAAAUAUUCCUUCACACAAGUAUUACCACCUGUCUAGUUUAAACCAUGUGUCUAACAUGUUUAGUGAUCAGAUAUUCAUAUGAUUUAUCUAUUUAUUUUGAGCAUUUGCAAUGUUCUUAUUUUAUUCAAUUGUUAUAUAAUGAUUCUUAUUUUUCAAGUUUUAUAAUGCGAUGACUUGCCUUUGAGGUUUGAUGUGUAAAGAGAGGCAAUUGUACCCACUUAUUUUAAUGCAAUUCCACAUGAAUCCGUCACAAAACUUCAUGUUUGGCAGUAUAGUCUGUCAAACAAGUCUUUUGUCUUUUUUUUAUGCCCUUGAAGGGCAGCAUAAAGUAAUCAGCCCAUCCAUUCACACGGCUUCUAACCAAUAAACAAGUGUGACUUAAAACUUGGUAGACAGGUUGGUCAUUACCAGUAAAUGAACCCUAUUGAUUUUGUCAGUGGGUGACCUUGAGCUGAAAAUCUGUUUCCGAUCAAUAAUGGAAAAACUCCUAGCUAACGGACCUCAACACUUGAACACUACCAGUGGAUGACCCCUCUUGAUAAUUGAUACCAGGAUUUUAAAUUAGUGAAAAUAACCUACUUCAUUUUCUAAAAAAACAACAGUACUAGUAAUAAUGUUCCUUAUUCUCUUUAACAUAUAAGUGUGUUUUUAUAUACCAUGUUUUUGUUUUCAAGAUUUUUAUUAAAUUUGAAUCCUGACAAAUUGGUGUUCACAUACAUACAUGCUUAAUAAUACCAAACACUCAUUUAAAGGUACAACAGACACACAUUAACUGCUACUUCAGCUGUCAAUGAUAACUUUCAAUGAUUGAAUAAAAAUGUGUUUAUACUUUCCUCUUUAAAAAUGUAACAGAUAAAUAUUUUUCAAUACUGCUUGGGAAGAUCAUUCUGAAAAUAUUUUGUUUACUCAAUGGUACUUUUGGGGGCAUUUGUCACAUUCCUGUGACACAUCUUGUUUUUAAUGAUAAAAACACACCCAAUAAGCCUUGAUCAGGUCAAAUUGCCAAUUGUAAGAUAAGUUUCAAAAAAGGAGUUUUUUUGUCUGGGGAAAAGAGCGUGUCCAUCUCACUUAUAAAAAUGCCAUGACAAACUGACUUUGUACUUGCCCAUGUUCACUCAGUUCAUAACUCCAGAUGAAAAUCAACAAUGGUCAUUUACUGAUGAGGGAGCGAUAUAUCAUUUAGACUGAGUAACGUUGUGUACUUUAAUCAUUUUAUCAUAUUUUGAAAAAAAUAGUGGUGUAAGCGAUUGUAACAUUUGAACAUAAUAUGAUAAUUUUACCUUAUAGUUAACAAUAAUGUUGUUAAUCAUGUUGUUAACUUUAACAAAAUUCUGAACACUUGGCCCAAACAUGAGGUAUGUGAUUACGUAACAUAAAACCCAAACCCUGACCAAAACUGGCACCUGUGUUGGGUACUUGUUAACACAGAUUGUUUUGUCACAAGAGUACUGGUAAUGUUUGGUAUUCCGACACUUGGUUAGUCACCAACACUGCCCUAUAAUAUUAUGAAAAUUAUGAGUUUGGAAGUAUAAAGCUUGUGACGGUCUUAUUUUUUGUCAAUGGUGUAUGAUUUUUUAAAGCUUUCGUCCAUUUGUUAAGAAAUUAGAAUUUAAUCAUUGUGAUGUUUAUAUCUUUCUUCAGAAAUAAGACAUAGAUUUUAUUGUAAAGUUUAAAAUUAUGGCCUUGUGUUGUUGGACUAAUAUUAAAAGCUAAUUAAUUUAUUUGCAGUGUUCUAUUUUCAGAAUUAAACAUUAGAAAAAUGAAUUGAUGAGCUGUAAUAAAUCAUAAAUUGUGACAAUUACUUAUUAUCCUUAUAAUAACCAGUUAGUAUCAUGUUCAAACUCGAUAUAUUAAAUAUUGCUUAGUCAUGUAUUAUUACUUUGUUAUUAUUAUUUUUGAUCUUGUAGUAUUUUAAGACAUUUUGUUUUAUUGUUAUCGUUGUACAAUAUAUUAAAAUACCUAAGAUACCAG
This is a messenger RNA of Mya arenaria, 4951 nucleotides long. Its product is annotated as inositol polyphosphate 1-phosphatase-like. Bases 81 to 1271 code for a protein of 396 amino acids. NCBI's taxonomy places the organism in Eukaryota, Metazoa, Mollusca, Bivalvia, Myida, Myidae. Gene Ontology annotation, molecular function: inositol-1,4-bisphosphate 1-phosphatase activity. The transcript has 6 exons. The record is from RefSeq and is a predicted model, not a curated record.